GUCGUGUUCCCCAGCAGCAGCGUCAAGAAACAAACAUGGCGGCGUCCAGUGUCUUCAGACCGGGCUUGUUCAACCACAAAGUUGCAAUAGUAACGGGCGGCGGGACCGGGAUCGGUAAAGCUAUCUCUGAAGAGCUGCUGGAGCUCGGUUGCAAUGUGGUCAUCUCCAGUAGAAAGGUAGAGAGGUUGGAAGCAGCAGCUGAGGAGAUGAGACAGAAGAUCCCCGCCUCCAGCCCGGCGCGUGUCACUCCUCUGCAGUGUAACAUCCGAAACGAAGAUGAGGUGAAGGAUCUUGUGUCGUCAGUGCUGAAGCGGUACGGUAGGAUAGACUUCCUGGUGAACAAUGGAGGAGGUCAGUUCAGCAGCCCGGCAGAACACAUGUCGUCUAAAGGCUGGAAAGCUGUGAUAGACACCAACCUGACAGGAACUUUCCACUGCUGCCAGCAGGUGUACGCCGCAUGGAUGAAACAGCAUGGAGGGGUGAUCGUCAACAUCAUAGCUGACAUGUGGAAAGGCUUUCCGGGGAUGGCCCACACAGGGGCAGCGAGGGCAGCAGUGGACAACCUGACAAAGAGUCUGGCCAUCGAGUGGGCCGCUUCAGGAGUCAGGGUCAACUCUGUCGCACCUGGCACAAUCUUUUCCAAAACUGCAAUGGAAAACUACAAGGAUCUUGGACCAAGUCUCUUUAAGAUGUCUGUUCCAUUUAGCCCUGCAAAAAGGCUAGGGGUACCAGAAGAGAUCUCAUCAGCAGUCUGCUUCCUGCUCUCUCCUGGGGCCUCCUACAUCUCUGGAGACACUCUGAGGGUUGAUGCAGGACAGAGUCUGUACCACUCCAUGUGGGAGAUACCGAACCACAGUGCAUGGCCUGAAGCUCCAGAGGGGGAGAACCAGGAGGCUCUGAAGGAACUACUCAACCCCAAAAGCAAGCUCUAAUUGUCUGAGCCCAAUGUAUAAACAUACCACCAUGGACAGAGAGCUGAUGGGUACCACAAGCAAUGGGAAGAAACAAGACACCAUAGUGGCCCGGGACUAAGAUAGUGUGAUUUAUUAUAACAAAUUCUGUAUAUAAUUGUAUUUAAUAAUAGAUAUACAAGUGUCUGAUUGUUUUUUUGGUAAUGAGUUGUGUCAGAGCACUAUAUAAAAAAAUUCAGUGCCUUUGUAAGUUGGUAAUUAACGGUGCUAUUUGACAACAUUGCAUUAUUUGCAAAUGGAGACAAAAGACAGAAACAAUGAUGGAAAAUUACAAUAAUGUUUUAAAUAUAUGUACUGAGGCUGUUCAUCUUUGAUAUAGUUAUGAAAUACAGACUUUAUAUGUAAGUGUAA
Messenger RNA from Gymnodraco acuticeps, 1322 nucleotides. RefSeq names its product peroxisomal trans-2-enoyl-CoA reductase (gene pecr). Gene Ontology annotation, cellular component: peroxisome. The record is from RefSeq and is a predicted model, not a curated record. Gene Ontology annotation, molecular function: trans-2-enoyl-CoA reductase (NADPH) activity. The coding region runs from base 36 to 932 and encodes 298 amino acids. The transcript has 8 exons. Gene Ontology annotation, biological process: phytol metabolic process. NCBI's taxonomy places the organism in Eukaryota, Metazoa, Chordata, Actinopteri, Perciformes, Bathydraconidae.